AUGGAAGAGUUCCAACCUACGGAACACCAGCACGUAAGAUACAAUCCGCUGAAGGACGAAUGGAUCUUAGUAUCCCCGCAUCGAUGCCGCCGACCAUGGAGUGGGCAGACGGAACAACCUCCCGAAGAACCACCACUAGAUCCCAACAAUCCGUUGAGAGCUGGCGCAGUCAGAUCAAACGGACAGCGCAACCCUAACUAUACAUCGACAUAUGUAUUCCCUAAUGACUUCCCAGCUUUAUUGGAGAAGGUGCCAGAACCUCCGCAACCGGAGCAUCCAUUGUUCCAGGCGGCUCAAGCUAAGGGGACAUGCAGAGUCAUGUGCUUCCAUCCCGAUUCAGCGAUGACCAUACCUCUAAUGUCGGUGGACGAGAUACUGUCAGUUAUCAAUGAAUGGAUCGAACAGAUCAAGGAACUUGGUCGGCGCUACACUUGGGUGCAAAUUUUCGAGAACAAAGGAGCCGUUAUGGGCUGCUCUAAUCCUCACCCGCAUUGUCAGAUCUGGGCCUCCAGCUUCCUACCCAAUGAGCCCAGGGUAAAGGAUAGGUGCCAAAAAGAAUACUAUAAUAAACACGGAAAGGCAUUGCUAGUUGAUUACGUCGAGCAGGAACUGAAACAAAAGGAGCGGAUUGUCAUACAGAACUCAGAAUGGGUAGCCUUGGUGCCGUAUUGGGCGGCAUGGCCUUACGAGACUAUGGUCCUACCCAUCAACGGCAGCCCGCAGAGGAUGACCGAUCUGAACGCAGAACAGAAGAGAGCAUUGGCGGAAAUCAUGAAACAGUUGAACACCAAAUACGACAACCUAUUUCAAUGUAGUUUCCCAUACAGCAUGGGGUGGCACGGCGCUCCCACCGGUCCGUCUACUACCCAAGGAGAUUCCCCCCAUUGGCUCUUACACGCACUAUAUCUACCCCCACUUCUCCGCUCAGCUACUGUGAAAAAGUUCAUGGUUGGCUACGAAAUGCUGGCACAACCUCAGCGAGACCUCACGCCGGAACAAGCGGCCGAGAAGCUGAGACAGUGCGAUCAUCAAGAGCAUUACAAAAACAGAAAAACGAAAUGA
This is a messenger RNA of Parnassius mnemosyne (clouded apollo), 1062 nucleotides long. NCBI's taxonomy places the organism in Eukaryota, Metazoa, Arthropoda, Insecta, Lepidoptera, Papilionidae. The record is from the annotation of a GenBank genome assembly.